AGUAACAGUGUCUCAUGAAAUUUUGUUAGAUUUCUGAUUUAGUAAAAUACAUUCAUACUUUCUGCCGCAUAAACUUGAACUCUAGACUGCGGACUUGAACCUCUCACCUCACCUAUGAGUGUCAUGCCCCGACUCCUGACCGAAAAACAUAAAAAAGGGAAGAAGUUGCAGAGUUUCCUGUAACUUGAGAGAGAGAGACAGAGAGAGAUGGAUUUCAAACUUGCAGCAUUGAAGCUGACGAGUGGACAGAUGAAGGAUGUUUUAACUUCAAGAUCUGGCAUGACUUUUGGUGGUACACUUUUCCAGAGAGCUUGGGUUCAGGGAACUCUGGUUGCAGAAAUUAAAAAAGGGUAUUUCUAUCUAGAUGAUGGAACUGGGAUUAUAGAACUUCAACUUUCCAACGAACACCUCCUCCGAAACUGGAAAAUAGGAAUGUAUGUGAUGGUUGUUGGUUUGCUCGUAAUGCGUACAAGUGAAUCUCCAUUGAUCAGGGUUCACAAAAUGGUUGAUCUUUAUGGGUCUCCUGAUAGAGAAGCAAUGUGGUACCUAGAAGUGAUUGAGGCUUACAAGCUGUUUUAUGAUCUCUCAUUUGAAGAAUGAACCAUCAUUUCAUGUCUAUACUAUUACUAGGUGUUCAAUGCUGCUCAACUUGAUGGCUUGAUAUAACCGAGUUAGUUAGUUUAAUAUAUAGAUACUUUUUACUCUUUAUCGUCAUUUGUCCUCCUUUUCGAAUUAUAGAUUCACCUGGAAUUUCUAGUAUUCCUCUGCGGACACUCACCAACACUGCACAUUACGAAGUUCAAAGAUGACAAUCCAUUCACUCAAUUAGAAAUUUCUGUUUGUUAGACUACCUCUCAGACAAACUCUUAUGAGUUAUGACCCUUCAACUUGGGACGAGGAGAAAAAAAAGAUAGUUACCCAAGCAAUCUCUCUUCUA
Molecule: messenger RNA, 937 nt
Organism: Papaver somniferum (opium poppy)
Lineage: Eukaryota; Viridiplantae; Streptophyta; Magnoliopsida; Ranunculales; Papaveraceae
Exons: 4
Coding region: 208-600 (130 amino acids)
Biological process (GO): negative regulation of double-strand break repair via homologous recombination; regulation of sister chromatid segregation; maintenance of rDNA
Cellular component (GO): cytosol; nuclear speck
Source: RefSeq, a predicted model, not a curated record